Molecule: messenger RNA, 309 nt
Organism: Lactuca virosa
Lineage: Eukaryota; Viridiplantae; Streptophyta; Magnoliopsida; Asterales; Asteraceae
Source: the annotation of a GenBank genome assembly
AUGAUCUUCUACAUUUGUGGUGAUGAUAAUGUGAAAUUUGAUCAACUUUAUGUCAAGAGUCAAAAAGAAUUUCGUUAUAUGAACGAAAGAAAGUAUUUCUGCAAUUUGAAACGAUUAGUAAGGUUGCAGAUGCUUAUGGAAGGCGAUUUUGGCAAAAAGCAAACCUCCAAUACUUUAACAAAUUUUCAAACAUGGAGCAGGAUGCAACCCCAGAUAAGAGCUCACAGACUGGCCGUGGUGGAAGACAGCGGGAUCAAGCAGAAAAAGAUUGACAAUCAACUGACGAUUGAUGCUAAGGGUCACCAUUAG